AAAUCUUGCUAUAGCAACACAUUUCAUCGCGAGAGUGACGUAUGAACGGCCGAAAACGAAAAGCCUCUGUGUGCCGUUGUUAUCUUCUAACAUUUCUGAAGAAUGGAGACAAACGGCCAGGCAAAUGGGCCUAAAUCUAAAAAGGAAAAAAAUGGUGAUACGAAGGACAACUUAUGGUCUGCGAUUUUAGAAGAAGUCCAGAAUCAGGGCAAUACGAAACUACCUUCAAACAAAAAUGUGUUAGUUUUGGGUAAUAAUGAGACUGGCAAAACCACACUAAUCGCGAAAUUACAAGGAGUAGAGGAUCCUAAGAAGGGGUCGGCACUCGAAUAUGCAUAUAUAGACGUUAGAGAUGAGUAUCGCGAUGAUCAAACACGCCUCAGUGUAUGGGUACUGGACGGUGAUCCAGGGCACACUAACCUGCUCAAGUUCGCCCUCAACGAGGAGACAUUCCCCCACUCGCUGGUCAUCUUCACGGUGGCUAUGACCACGCCAUGGGGGAUUCUGGAGCAGCUACAAACCUGGGCCACAGUGCUCGGGGACCAUAUAGACAAAUUGGAUCUCACACCUGAACAAAGGUUACAGAGUAAAAAACAGCAGCAGCAGAAAUGGCAGCGGUACACAGAGCCCGGCGACGAGAUGGAGCAAGCAGCCUCAUCGCCCAUGAAGAGGUCCUCUAGGAACCUGUCGGACGACCUGGACAGCGAGGAUGAUGAGAACCCGCUGCCCGAAGCUGUGCUGACCACUAAUCUGGGGUUGGAUAUAGUGGUUGUUGUCACUAAGACUGACUACAUGAGCACCUUAGAAAAAGAGCACGACUAUCGCGACGAGCACUUCGAUUUUAUGCAACAAUGGAUCCGGCGGUUCUGCCUCCAGUACGGCGCGGCUCUGUUCUACACGUCCGCUAAAGAGGACAAGAACUGCGACCUGCUGUACAAGUACCUCACGCACAGGAUAUACGGCCUGCCGUUUAGAACUCCGGCCCUCAUUGUUGAGAAGGACGCCGUGCUGAUACCCGCCGGUUGGGAUAGCAUGAAGAAAAUUAGCAUAUUAUACGAAAACAUGCAGAGCUGUAAACCAGACGAUUACUACAGAGACAUCAUAGUGCAGCCAGCGACGCGGAAGAGCGGAGCUAACCGGGAAGCAGAGGUGGCGGCAGAAGACGAGCAAGCAUUCCUGCAGCGCCAGCUCGCCGCGCUGCAGGCCGGCACGCCCGCGCCGCGCGCCGACUCGCCGCUGCGGGCCGCGCAGCGCGCCACGCAGUUGGACGGCGCCAAGAUCGGCAUGGGUCCCGGCACCCCGGGCAACGAGGGCGUGCUGGCCAACUUCUUCAACUCGCUGCUGUACAAGAAGACCGGCAGCCCCGCCGGCCGCACGCCCGACCCCGCGCCCGGAGCGGCCGCGGCGGCAGCACGCUCCGACGCGGCCGCCGAGCUAGACCGCCUGACGCGCGCGAAGCCACGCCCGCCGCCUCCGAUCGACUUGAACUCAUCCUCCGAGUGCUAGCGCUAAGGGUACAAUGUCGUACAGCGGGCGUACAAAGCACUCGCCUACACCGCGCUCGUUAAACACAUUGCUGGCUUGUACUUGUCGACGCGACAUUACUCGCGGCCGGGUAAGCAUCCAUCCCGUAGGGCGUUCCCGGAUCCCGGGAGCACAGUCCCGGACUGCAAGCAUCCGUAGCUCCCUGCUUCGUCUAAUCGCGUUACGCCUUGAGAUUCUUCCAGUCGCGGUGUAUAUAGGAUUCGGCGGAUCGCAAACAUAGUUUUGUACUCAUUUUAUAAAGUGUUGGGCGCCAUUGUAAAACCUAUUUUAAAUUGAAAUAAUAGCUAAUACUAUUAGGAUUUUAUAGACACUUCUAAUAUUAUAUGACUAAUAUUUGAUAUAAAAUAGGCCGACAUGGCAUUGUGAGCGUCCGCGAUACACUGUAUUGUUUAUAUAAAUUAGAUAUUUAUGCAAUGAACUUUGAAAUUUGAAUAGCUCUUCAAUGUUGCUCUACGAGGAUAAUUUUCUAUUCUGUAACAAUUUUUGUUUGUAAUUGUUCAUGAUAUUAAUAAGUAUUUAUUUAGAUAGCAUCGUGAAACUGAUUGUAGUUAAAGGUAAAGCCCAGCAUUCACUAUACGACACGUAUGAAUCGGUUGACAGGCUGCGGCUGCGCGUCAGAUUCGGAUACACGAGUGGAUUUUUUUGUAAUCCAGCGUAUGUAAUGGAAACGAACACUCAAAAAUGCUCAUUACAAGACCUUAUAACGUUGUAAUAACAGUUACGAAUGGUCAAAUUGUGUUGUCGAUGGUGAAUGCUGGGCUUCAUAAGCAUCAUCUGAGAUUAGGAGGUUCCAUAACAUGUGAUCUUCUGUGAAGACUGGCCGUGUAAGAUCAGGACACGUUUAUGCACAAUGAAGUCACUAUUUGUACAAACCGUGUUUAUGUACAAUGAAAAUAUUUGUAUGUAACGAUCAUUUCAUACGCUCAUAUGUAAAUUGUUGUUUUCGACGGUCCGAGAUGUAAUGGUGACCUUUGUUGUGUGUUUUAAACGAAUUUAUUUAUUACUUAAAGCAUAAUUCUCAUUUUGAUUUGUUUACCCCCCCACAGACAGUUGAAAAUGUUUAUAGAACUUUUUUUAUGUUUAUGUGAUUGUAACUUAUUUUUUAUUGAAAUUGGAUUUUGUUCUUAACAUGGUGCAAUACUGAACAUUCCAAACGUGGUUUGGUGCUUAUUAUUAUAGUAAAAAUAUUGAAUAAUAUAUGGCGUUUCAUUUCAUUGCUUGCCUUAUUGCUCUCUCAUUCGGCUUCUAAUGGUUAGUUAUAGCUUUGUCUCGCUCUAAAGGUCAUCAUUAUAUAUUGGUUCCAAACUUUCCAAUCAUAUGCUUCAAAUUUAUGAUAAAUUAAUAAUCCGAAUCAUAUCUUACUUAGCGUACUUAAUCUCAUAUAUCAACACCCCAAUGAAAUGCCGAUGUUUAGGCAUUUGAGUUGCAUAACAUUAGUAUUUAUGUAACUAUUAAAUAAUAAAACAAUGAAGGUUUUGUGUAACUUAUUAACAUGCAUAGCUUAGGUAUUUAAUCAUUAUUAUGACUGCCUUGACAAACUUAUUUGGGUACCUUUUUUUUGGCAGCUAUAAUCACUUAUGCCAGAGAAGUAUGCAAACUUGGCUUUCGCUCUGCUGUGCACAUUUUUGGAUGUUGGCCUAAUGCUUUUUAAAUAGAUAUGUUGAAGCAUUAUAUAGAUAAAUUGACUAAUAUAAAUAUGAAAGUAAUCCAAUAUUAUUUCCACAAUGUGUUUAUGUGCAGCUAACAUUACCGAUAAUAGUACAUAUAUAACUCACGCAUUCCUAAAAGGAUUCUAUCUAAAUAAGUUUGUCAAUAUUUCCAUGUCCUAGUGAAAGUUAAAUCACAUUAUUAAUUUGAUCUUAAAACUUAUAUUUUAUAUAAUAUAAUUAUUUCAUUAUAAUGAUUGUUCAUGAAAGUAGUAGUUUCUGAACUUAAAAUGCUAAAAUUACCAAAUAGGUUUUUCUAUUCAGAUUAAAUUGACCUAAACUUACCUUUCUAUUCGUAAUGGUAGGUAGAGCCUACAGAGAGUAAAGAUGCCUAGAGUUAGACCAAAAUAAGUCUGCAACGAUUUUGAUUAUACGUCAUAUUUUCAUAGAAGUUUGACGUUUAAAUAACACUUUAACUGCGCGUGCUAUCAAAUUCGUUGCAGACUUAGCUUGGUCUAACUCUAAGUAAUUUAAUUUCUUAUUAACAAUUUGAGUUAACUUUCACGGAUCAAAGUAGGUAAAUAACUCAAUGUAUGUUAAAAAUGAAUGGCAAGAGAAAAAUUGUCAGUCUACUAAACAGUCGGUUAUCGCAACUCUACUUCCUAUCUUAAAGGUAUGUUUUUCCGGUAAUAAGAAAUAUACCUAGCUAAAAUUUACUACUUGUCUUUUUUUAGAAUACGAUUUUAAGCUCCAAAAUUAGUCCGUUUUUUUAAAUAAUAUUUCAUGUCGCGAUUUAAAUCUGGUAUUACUAUUAUACUAGCGACCCGCCCCGGCUUCGCACGGGUGCAAUGCCGAUGUAUUAUACAUAUAAACCUUCCUCUUGAAUCACUCUAUCUAUUAAAAAAAACCGCAUCAAAAUCCGUUUCGUUGUUGCGUAGUUUUAAAGAUCUAAGCAUACAUAGGGACAGACAGACAGACAGCAGGAAGCGACUUAGUUUUAUACUAUGUAGUGAUUUAAAGAAACAGUAGUGUUAGGUACCAAUGUACCCGCAUUGUUCGAUGUUGCCAGUUUAGACCUCUGAAGUUAGAACUUAUAACUUUAUAAAAUUGGGCCCUGAAGACUGCGAAGGCCAUGAUAGGACCUUAAAAGCUACGAAUUUAACUCCCACGUACGAUCAGUGAAAAUCAAAAGCGACAUCGCUGUAUAAUUUAGUAGAUUGACAAUUUUCAUUACAAGCAAUCAAAGGGCUUGUCAGUUUUGAUACGAAAUUUGUAUGGAACGUAAAUGGAGUGAAUAUAAACUAUUUUUAUAAUGGGGACGAAAUGUUAGGUGGCUAUACGCAUUACUUAUCAAUACCUAGAACUAACGUAUUGCGAUUUGUAAGAUAUAUGGCUGACCGUGUUACCUAGGCUGUAAGGAAAUUACAUUUUUAUCGCUAGCUGGGCUUGAGGCUUAUUUCUCACUUCUGCAAUAGGCCAGGGGUAGUAAACAGGGCAGGUGAGCAUGGCUUUAAAAAAUGACAAUGAAUCUAAAGAGCGCUAUUGGUACACCAUCGCUGUUACACUCAAAUGCUCCGUUUAGCACUUUGUCAUCAAAAUUCAUGUCACAAAUCAUGAAUUCAAGCCUCAUCUGCCUGAAAGAAUUAUCUGCAAAAAAUAUAAUGAGUAUGAAAUGUAUUUUUGCCAAGAGAAGGGUGAAUUAAUUCGUGAACAAAAAUAAAGUUAAGUUGCGUCUGUACUCUCCGGUAUAUUGAUGUUUGCACACUUGCUGAAAAAAACUGCUUCUGAGUAUUGCAAAUUUUUCGCUGUAAAAAGAGCUUUAGUGAAAUUUGCUUUGUUCGAAAUUAAACCCUAUAUGAUAAGGAGCAAGGGCUAUUUUUCUACAACUAUGAGAAAGGCAUAAUAAUGGUGUCUGUAACAACGUUAUAUUUAAAAGUACGAUUUAGUGAAUCAAACUUGCGAGGUGAGAAAAAAGCUCUAAAAAUAUGGAAAUGGUAUAUUUUGCGGUUGAUGGUACAGUCGAGGUCAAAGAUAUGUUUACAUUUUUCGCCUUAUUACAAACUAAUAAGGUGCAAAAGUGUAAACAUAUUUUUGACUUCGACUGUACAUCCGAAUUAUCAAAGAAAAUUCUCUAGUAAUCCAUAGAAGUACCAGUUUUCAAACUUAAUUCGUUUCUAUUGGAAGCAUUACCAAAAAGUAUUUUUGUUGUAAAAUGAACCUUAGUGCACCUGGAAAUACGACUUUUAAUCGAUCAGCUUUGAGAUGAUUUUUUCUCAGUGAAUGACACAGAUAUUAUCUCUAACUGUACGGUGUACGAGAAAAAUAAAAUAGCGCAAUUACUUUAUUUUAUUCUUGUCUACAUGAUGUAAGCUAUUUUACAAUACAAAAUUCUGUGUUCCUUUCCAUUCCUGGUUCUAAAUCUGUUGGUUUCUAAAAUGCUAUGUUUCGCAUUGUUUUAUAGCAAACAUACGGUCGAUAUUCCCAAACAUUUUUUUAGUAAAGCUAAGUAUGAUUUUAAAAAAUCUGCUUAAUGAUUCAUAAAGAGAAGAUGUACUCGUAUAGGUACUCCAUAUAUUCGAUGUAUGGAUUGCUGUAUAAUUUGUUCAUACUAUUAUUUCUCUGAUUCCUAGGUAACAUUUUAAGUAUAUUUACGUAUGUUAUGUGUAUGUUUACUUGAAUUCAAUAUGGUUUCGAAAUCAGAUUAAAUGAAAAUGUUUUGUUCAGCGGAAUUAAAUUAUAAAAAUUAUGUACUAGUCAAAACACCAGUUUAAGUUCAUUUUUUGUAAUGCAUCUUUCUGUGAUAUGAUUUUUAUAUUAAUAGAACAAAAUAUCCUCUUGUUACAAAAUGCAUGAAAAAGCAUCUUAUUUGGCUUAUCUACUUCACCUAGCCUUUGCGUACAGUAAAACUAAUAAUAACUAUUAAAUUAAAAAAUAUAUACCCCCUACGCUACAUGCCAAAAAAUCCAUUUUAUGCCAGAAAUGCCUUACAUCAUUUUGGAAAAGAACUGAUACUCUUCAAAGCGCUGGAUCGAUUUGUAUGAAACAUAACUAUAUAACUAAGAGCCACCGCAAGUAAACUCGCUUUCACGUAAAUAAAACCACAUCGAAAUCGGUUCAUCCGUUGGAGAGCUACGAUGCCACAGACAGACAUUGGUGUUAAACAUAUAAUACCUCUCUUAUUGCUUCGGGGGUUAAAGAUCUAAUUGUUAUUGACAGUAAGCGCCACUUGCACCAUCCCACUAACAUCGACACUGGGUUAACGGUUUAACCGCUUAACCCCGGGUUAGUUGGAAGGAGCAAGUGGCGCCAAGAGUGGCUAUAACUGUACCUAUAGAAAAUAUAGAAAUAACAGAAAGAAAGGCGUAUUCAAUUAAAAAAGUUACUUUUUCAUGCAGAUUUUGACAUUCUUCUUAUAUGUAUUAGCCACAUAACAUCCUCAACUAGGAGAUAAUUAUAGGAUUUUUAAAGCGUUAUUUUAAUUUCAUUUAUGCUCAACUGUUUAAGAAGUUUUUGUUGAUGUUAUUUUUAAAUGUAUAAUUUUCUUUAACACCCUCAAACUAACAGUUAAACCAUUAACUAUGAAAAUUAUACAAAAAAGUUUACAGAUGAAAUUAAAAAUAGAUGUGGUGAUCUAACAUAGUGAAAGUUAGUGCCAAUGCAAAGUAAAUCUUAUGAUAUACUCACAAGAUACAUACUUAGUUGCUAUUAUGAAACCGAUUGAUCAACAAACACUGUUUGAUAGUCUCGCAUCUAUUGUUUAUUCAGUCUAAUAUUUCUAGGUAAAGUAAGGACGCUAAGCACGGAUAAUUUCGCCACCCGCCAUUUCCUAUCUCUAUCGCACGCGCAUAAUUAUAUUGCUGUCUCGCUCGCAGAGUGGCAUUGACCGCUAUACUUGCUGCAAUACCAACUGGCGACUGAGAUUAUAAUGUUAUCCUUUACCCUUGUUAAGACCAACCAAGUGUGAAAGAGAUGGCAUUAUGACCUGACUCGCCACUUAGUUUUGCGGCAAGUAUAGCAUCAUCGGCGGCACAGCAAUAUAUAGUUUGUCAAAGGACUGUCUCAUUUCAAACAUAAACAGAGAGAAUCAUACUAUCUUUGUCUUACAUUAGUACUAGCACCCAAAAGAAAAGGAUGAGUAUAGUUUUUUUUUGUUCUUAUUUACUGACAAUUUGGUAGAGGGUGCUUUGCGUCCUUACAUUAUUUGGCAGCCAUUUUGGUUGUAAACAGUUGCAGCGAUUCUAGCUAAGGCAUAGUGAUUUAUUAUUAGAUUCUCAAUGAUAGUUUUGUUACGCUUUGUGUAAGAUUAGAUCCUAGUAAUCAUUUAGUUGUUAAAUUAUUAUUUAAUGAGAAAAAAAUCGAAAAAUUAAUAAUUAUAGUAAGCGACAAAUCGAUACAAUUAUAUUGAGUGUAACAUAUUUAAUACAUUGAAUUUUAAAAAAAAUGUGGUUAAAAUGACGGACAGUGUACAUCCAAUCCAUUCCAUGUAUUUGCAAAUCGGCUGGCUGUGUUUAAACUAAGGACGCUAUAAGUACGAAGAAUUUCGUACAGUCGCCAUCGGAUAUAUCGGAGCGGCCGAGAUGCUCAAAAGUAUCUGAACACGCACUCUAACGCCUUGACAAUGAGGGCUACCGGUUUUGUGCUCACCAGUUGGCGCCACUGUAGAUGUAGGUCCAGAAAAACAGAUCUCAAAAUUCUUCUAUGCUUAUUUUUAUAAAAUCGAUACAUUUUAAUAUACACAAAGGUAUUUUAACGUCUAAAUGUGUAAUUUUAUCAACCUGUUUAAUUUUUAGCAUAUAUUUUAGUUGGCACUUUUUUAAACCACUAACAUUUAUUGAGCUAAUUGAGCUAUAUCUAUUGUUUACCAUGAUUAAUCAUAAUCAAAGAUGGACAAAUAUUUACCACAAUUAUGAAUAAGGAGUGGAAAUUCCCGAUACUUAAAAAAACUUGAAACCCCCCAAACUUCUAUGCAUUUGACAUUUUGAAAGACCUCCAUCUACACUAGCGCCCCUGGCGGCGAAAUUAAACGAUUUAGAUGUUUGUGAGCACCUUGGCCGCUCCGAUAUAUCUGAUGGCGACUAUACAUUGACAUGACACGCCAUAAUUUCCUAUCUCUAUCGCACGCGCAUACUUAUAUUCCUGUCCCGUUAUGCUGCCGGCGGUCAAUGCCGCUGUGCGAGCGAGACAGCUAUACAAUUAAGCGCGUGCAAUAGAGAUAGGAAAUGGCGUGUCUAUGUACAAAAUUCUUCGUGGUUAGCGUCCGUACUUUAUAAGUUGAUAAAUAUCUGUACUAGCUAGCACACUCUUAACUGAUUAAUACUGAACCUUACGUCUUUGGUAUAAGAUCGACGAAUAAAACAGUUAAUUAUGGACGCUGGUAGAGUUAGACCAUGAUAACUCUGCAGCUAUUUUCUAACACAGAGCAAGAAAGUGUUAUAUUGAACGUCAUAAUUUUAUAGACGUUUAUGAUAAUUGAUAACACUUCCACGCUCUGUGCUAAAAAAUCGCUGCUGUUUUUUAAUGAGUUACUGUGCCGAUGGACCAAAACCGUUAAAAAAUUAUCAGAUAUUUAGAAACUUAUAUCUACUUGAAAGUGAACUAUUGGAGAAACAUCCAUCCCUUUUGGAAAAAAACUUCAUAAGUGUGAAAGGGAUGGUUGUUCUAUGUAUGCAAUAAACACAAUAUUCGAUGUACAGUACUGGUAGUGGUUAACUAUAUGGUCAAAGAGUAGUUAUAAUAGUACCUAGGGUGCGUUGGGGUGAGAUUGAACAGGUUUUUCAUGCGGGGCAAAGAUAGAUAUAACUCUUAUUAUAUCCUCUUUGAUGCGGGGUAAGAUGAAAGUCGCGCGUAAUGCUUCGGCAUACGGACAAUUUUUUGUCUUAAGUACAUGAAAAACCAGUUCAAUCUUAUCCCAACGUACCCUACUACAGUUAAAAGAAAAUAAAAUGUGUCUCCAAAAUUUAAUUCAUAAUUUCAUUCGAAAUGCGUAUAAAUCAUGGCCACUUACUGGCAAACCAUUCAAACCAAUACAAUUACGACAAGGUUUUAUCACUAUUAUAUCAUCAAAUGUAGGAAAAUAAUUCUAUUAUAACUAUUCUAUGGUAUUUUCAAACACUCGUCUCUAAAAUAAUACCUUUACAGGCUGAUUGUAGUGUCAACAAAUUAUAGUAGGUACCGAACAUUUAAAUAUAAUCCUUUUACUUGUAAAGUUAUUAUACGUAUUAUAGAUGAAAGUAAUCAAAUCCCUAGGUUAUUUAUCAAAAAGACAAGUCUAGAAUCUGUAACUGUAAUUACUUUGUUAGUAAAAGGAUAGAUUAGUCUUUUAGACAACACUGUACAUAAAUAUUUAAUUUGAAUAAAUAGCACGGAAACUGUUCUGAUCA
Messenger RNA from Cydia strobilella, 9571 nucleotides. RefSeq names its product cytoplasmic dynein 1 light intermediate chain 2 (gene Dlic). The record is from RefSeq and is a predicted model, not a curated record. Gene Ontology annotation, cellular component: centrosome; cytoplasmic dynein complex. Lineage: Eukaryota; Metazoa; Arthropoda; Insecta; Lepidoptera; Tortricidae. Gene Ontology annotation, molecular function: dynein heavy chain binding. The transcript is spliced from 10 exons. The coding region runs from base 103 to 1506 and encodes 467 amino acids. Gene Ontology annotation, biological process: microtubule-based movement; microtubule cytoskeleton organization.